Molecule: messenger RNA, 2442 nt
Organism: Cavenderia fasciculata
Lineage: Eukaryota; Evosea; Eumycetozoa; Acytosteliales; Cavenderiaceae
Exons: 2
Coding region: 1-2442 (813 amino acids)
Source: RefSeq, a predicted model, not a curated record
AUGAAAAGAAAGUUUAAUAUAGAAGAUAUAGUAGAAUAUCGAACAAAGAGUAGUUUAGGUCAAUUAUAUAAAGAUGAUUUAAUAGAAAUAUGUCAAGCUUUAAAGAUCGAUACAAUCACUGCAAAGGAUAAAAAACCAUACAUCAUCGAUCAAAUACUUAAUCAUUAUAAUAAUAGAGAUAAUAAUAAUAAUAAUAAUAAUAUUAAGACUAGUAAUAAUAGUAAUGAUAGUAAUAGUAAUAAUAGUAAUGAUAAUCGAGAGAAAAUAUAUUCAAAAGAAGAGUUAUCAAGUUUGAGUAAACAAAAAGUCAUUAGUAUAUGUAAUGAUUUAAAGAUAGAGUAUAGAGAGAGUGAUAUAAAGAAGAUAUUGAUUCAGCAUAUAGUGGUAUAUCAAAAGACAGAGGUUACACCAACAUCGUUGAGUGGUGGAUACUCGCUACCUUGGUCAAUCAUUUCGAGUAUUCUAACACAGGCUUGGAAUGAUGCAAAGUAUUGUACUUGUAUCUAUCCUAAAGAGUUACAAGACCUACAAACCGAGAUGAAUCGUAAGAUUAUCUCAUCAAGUGAAAGCUAUCCAUUCAAGAUUCUCGGUCAACAAUUAAACUCUAAAACCAGUCAGUUUAUCGAUCAAGUUAAAGACAACAAUCAACGAUUCCCACAACAUGCAAUGUACUAUAGAGAUUAUUCAUUGUAUCAUCCAUGGGCUCACUUCAACAUUGAAAUAAGUGGUUUUCAUCCCAUCGAAAUACAAUGGAAGCAGACUAUGUUGACCAUCUCUAAAAAGGUAUUCCAUCAUCUCUCGACUACGAUCUCUCGUAAUUUUACUGCUCCACCACGAGAUCGAGAUUCAAGAGCAGCAUUUGAAAAGUCUAUUUGGAGUCAUAUCAGUUAUGAAAACAAUGGAAUCAAAUUGGUAAAUAGAAUCUACCUCCCAUCAUCAAACCAAUUGUAUCUUGAUGCACCACCUUGGUUUGUCAAGUCGAUUGAACAUGUUACAGUUGGUGAACUAAACAGGAUCAACGUAGGUGUCAUUAAACUUUCACAACUUGACAAUCUUAAAUCGAUUGUGGUCUUGGGGGGUCAACACCCUGAUUACCGCUCACUAAAGAGUCUAAACUCUAUCACUGCUGACAAUUGCAAUGACAAUAACAUCGGUUGUUAUGUACUCUCAUUGGAUCGUCCAAUGACCAAGUUAAUCAUUGAUAGCCCAUCGGUCAUUUUAAAAGCAAAAGAUAUUGUACUACAGUCAUUACAAGUUAUCAGAUUGGAUGUCAAUACAUACAAAACAUUACUUCAAACCAAUAAUCAAAUCCAACCACCAAGAACGAACCUACCCAAUCUAAGACAUGUACACAUUGAAUUUGUAAAUGGUAACAAAGACAUUGUAGAAUUUAUUCUACCAGAUAGAGUAACGACAGUGACAGCUACAAAGUUUUCGAAUGGCAAUGAGGAUAUGUAUUGUAGAUUUUUAGAGAAUAAUCCACAUAUUACAACUCUAAGAUUAAAAUAUAAAAAUAUUAAUUUUACAACACUUGGAAAUGUUUGUCAACAACUCCAACAACAACAACAAUCAAAUCUUUCAAGAAUAGUUGUAUAUUCAAAUAGAAGUUUGACAGUUACGCAACAUCAAAAACUCCAACAAUCAAACGUAUACUUUAAUUCAUCAAAGGAUAUGUUUCUUGGACAAGACUAUAGAAAAUAUAUAUUUUAUAGAAAUGAUCAACAAAAUAAUCAAAUCAUUAAUAAUAUUAGUAAUAAUAAUAAUAAUAAUAAUAAUAAUAAUAAUAAUAAUAAUAAUAAUAAUAUAAAUAAUAUUAAUAUUUCAACAACUACUUCACUCCUACUACCAACACUGCCAAAUACUAUUAUUUUCAAAAUCAUCAAAUUAUUAUGGAAUAGUAUGAAUAGAUGUAAUUGUGAUUAUUCAAUUUCAAAAUCAAACAAUACACAACAAGAAAGAAAGUUGUGGAGGAUACCGCGAAACAUUUUACUUUUAAAAGCAAAUCAAGAUUUUGAAAGCAUUCAAUCAAAUUGUCCACAUCAUUGUUGGUUUGAUAGAUCGGCUCUAUACCUCCCACUCUCACUUGAUAGACACCAUCUAAAAAGUGUCUAUCAGUUGAGACUAUCAAAGUUAUCGACCAUCUCCAAAUCAACUCGAUCAUUUUUAUCUAGAUAUGAAACGACUACAACAAGCCAAGAUUCUUCAGAAUUUCCAUUCAACAACCUUAGAAAACUCAAUCUUGAUGGUAUACGUUUUCGAGACGAUCUGCAACAAUUCAUUUCAACUUUGGAAAUACCACUUGUCAAACUGACACUCCCCCUGUCUCAAUUGAGACCAGUAUUACAAUUUUUGGCUCAAUAUGCAACUGCAACACUCAAGCAAUCUCUCGAAACCAUGGAUAUGGAGGAAACUUCAGAUCCAUUACUUUUACAACUUUCCUAA